CGAGUUCGGUUUCUACUCGCGUGCGCUGCAGCUGUCUCCCGGCAUUUGAGGUACCCUUCGCUUUCCAGACACGGCCAGGCACCGGUGGUCACUGCAGCGCUUUCCUUUUUUUCGUGCAUGUUUUCGAGUUUUUCGAUGGCAAACGAUUCCGUCAAGCCUUCUUCUCAUUUCGGCUUCUUUUUCGACAAGCUCAACCGUAGAAUACAACGCGGUUUCCAUGCGUCCGUUGCACCGUGGACGGGGUUUGCUUGUUACCCGGCUUUUCUUUCCUUUUCCCAGUCACAUCGCUGCGACAGGCUCGCCGUGAAAAACUUCCGCCAGAUCCGUCUUCCUCCCCGUAAAAUUUGGGUUUCUUCUGCGGAUUUUUCCCGUGUCAUUUUGGCUGCAAGCAUCAUCGUUUCUUCCCUUUCGGCGUAGAUACUGGUGGCGUGUUCAAAACAGCUCGACUGGCGUCUCAAGCGGCCACGUUGCCUCUUCUUGCAUGUACAAACAUACACGACUGGAUUUGAUUUCGAUUACGGUUGCUAUGUACGCUGUGUGCAUGCGUGCAUUACGUUUGUCUCAUAUACACGUCUGCAUGGAUGUCUGACACGUACAAUCAUGGAUGUCGACUGGCUUUAAAGUCUUCCUCGUUCUCGCUGGCUGUAACGCCACCAGACCGCCCUCUUCAACAUUUGCUUUCGACUGCGUUUGAUAUUUGUUUUCGUCCUCGCUUUGUCAGGUCUUGCUUCCAUUUCAUUUGGCAUUCAAGUAGGGGGGUUCAAGCGCGAGGGUGUCCACGUGGAAGGAGGCCGAGACCACACCCGGCAACUUGGAUGUAGAAGAAGGGAAGCUACGGUCUUCCCGUCUGUCCGUUUUACUUCGAGUCCGUCACUUUUUCUUCUUUUUCCGCUAAAAAACCAUUUCGGACGUAGAGAGCGAGGAAGUUGCCUCGCCUGAUCGGACAUUUGUCGUCUCCGGCUCUGGUCACCGUCUGUGAAGGAGGAGACGAUCGAUUCCCUUCGCCCCGCGCUGCAUUCGUUGCGGAGGCGAACAGAAGGACUUUUGCCUUCGUUUGCGUGUCGUCCCUUCCCGGAAGGUCUGACCCAUCACUCGCGACUUCCUGUGCGCCCAUCGGCCUUCAUCUUGCCGGUCUUGCACAUGCUGGCGGCGGUAUAACUCCGUGUAGGACGCGCCGUUUCCAGAAGGCGUCUUGCCAUCAAUUUGCCUGGCUUCUUCUUGUGUUUCUCUCAUUUUUGACCCCCAAGUGUCAUGAAAGUUUCGAUUACCAUCGGAGGCCGCCAUUUCCCCCUCCCGUCGACUCUUCUCUUUGCAGGCUCAGUGUUUUCGUUUGUCCGUGUUUUUUUAGGGAAACGCGCUUGUAGGAGAACUGAGAGACUCCCCCUCCGUGAUUAUCACCGCUUCUUCUCGUUCUUGGCCGCGGACGGCGAUUUCCGUAGAUAGUUUCGUGGGCACAUUCUAUCAGCUCGGCCGGCAGUUCUCUUCCCCGAGAAGCUGUCCACUCCGUGAAACAAUGAAUGCAUUUUCCUUUUCCUGUCCUCUCUGCCGAGCGAAAAGAAGGUCUGGGGGGAGGACGCAGGAACGUGCGUGAGCAUGGAUCAGGCUGUCGCGUCUCUGGACCUUUUGUAGGGCCCUUCGCGAGGCAUUUUUGCGGCGGCGCGGUGCAAAUCCUCCUCCAGCGAAUGCCUGCCGUGUUCCGCUGGGAGUCUUUUCAAGUUCCUCUAAUCUUUAUGUUGGCUCCCCGUCGGACUUCUAUUGGAGUCCCCUCUUUUUGAGUCUGCGGGGCGGGUGCACACUUUUUGCGGGAGAAGCGAGGACGGACUUGCGCGAGUUCGUGCCUGCGCUCCCGUGCGAGGUGUCUGUACACUAGGCGGGUGUCGUCUCGGGGGUCUGUGAACCGCGCAUUUUCGGCGGAAGACGUAUCCUGCAGCUCUCCCGGCGCGGCAGGCGGCGGCGACCCCGCGUUUUUCGCAAUGGAGCAGUGGAACCGAAAGUGGCGGACACUGUGGUGCUGGUCAAAUGUGUACGUGGGCUGGAAAGUUUCGCAGGCGCGUGCGCGCGCGUUGCCCAAGGAGGAGCAAGCGGAGUUUUGGGAGCAGCGCCACGAGCAUUUUGCGAACGUAAUUUGGGAGAACAUUAAGGAGUUGCGAGGAUGGUGGGUGAAAGUCGGGCAGUUCAUGAGCACGCGGAGCGACUUGCUUCCGCAGCAGUACAUCCACCACCUGGUCAAGCUGCAAGACAUGAUGCCGACGUCGGACUUUGCCUCUAUUCGUCAGACGAUUGCAGACGAGCUGGGAGACGUGGACGAAAUCUUUGAGCGGAUCGACCCGGUCGCGCUGGCCUCCGCGUCGAUCGGCCAGGUGCACCGGGCCUGGCUGAAGGAUGGCUCCUCAGUCGUCGUCAAGGUUCAGCACGCAGACGUCGAGACGCUGCUGAGUCACGACAUGCAGAACUUGAAGCAAUUGUCCUGGGCGUUCGGCCUCCUCGAAUCAGGGCUGAACUUCGCGCCGAUUCUCGAGGAGUGGCAGAAGGCGGCGGCGAAGGAGCUCGACUUCCGGUACGAACUCGCGCACCAGUUGCGCGCGUACGAAGGCCUGCGGAAGUCCGGAAUCGACGUGAAGAUCCCGAAGCCCUACCCCGAGUUCACUGCAAAGAAAGUGAUGGUCAUGGAGUUCGUCAACGGAUUCAAAAUCACAGACACGGAGAAGCUCGACGCGCACAACGUCGACCGGCGCGAACUUAUGUUCAAACUCUGCGACAGCUUCGCGUACCAAAUUCACAUCGACGGACUCUUCAACGGCGACCCGCAUCCGGGGAACAUCCUCGUUGAGGUGGACGCGGCGACGGGCGAAGCCACACCCAUCAUCCUUGACUGGGGCCUCGUCAAGGAGUUCGACGCCAAGGGCCAGCUCGCCUUUGCCAAGCUCGUCUACGCCGUGGCGUCGAUGAACGUGAUGGGGUUGAUGGAGGCCUUUGAAGACAUGGGCUUCAAGUUCAAGGAGGGCGCCGGGGCCGUCAUCGAUCCCGAGGUGUACAUGGAUGCGCUACGCAUCGCUCUCCGGGAUGGCGAGGUCGAAAAGGAGGAGACAGAGGCUCUGAAGAAGUCCGCGGGCGAGACGCUCGGUGCGGCGCAGAAGGCUGGACUGAACCGACAGAAACUGCAGGAGAAGAACCCCCUCGAGGACUGGCCGCGCGAUAUCAUCUUCUUCGUACGCGUUGCCUCGCUCCUCCACGGACUUUGCGUCCAACUCAACGUCCACUUGCCCUUUCUGCAGAUCAUGGUCAAACGCGCUCAGGAGUGUCUCUUUGAGCGCUAUGUCCCGCCAUCGCCCCUCAUCUACGUCAAGCGUCUCGGCAGCCAAAACACCGCCCGGCCCCGCACGGAGCUGGAGGGCCGCGUCCACCGCCUCCUCCGCAGUCUCUUCCAGCGCGGCCUCGUUCUCGGCUGCCAGGUCGCCGUCGUCAAAGACGGUGCCCUCCUCGUGGACGCAUGCAUCGGCAAGAUGGGACCCGUCGACGCUCGCCCCGUGACCUCCGACAGUCUGUUCUGCGGAUACUGCGUCUCGAAGGGCAUCCUAACCACCGCGCUCCUCAAACUCGUCUCCGACGGCGAGGUCCAACUCGACGACCUCGUGUCUAACUGGUGGGACGGCUUCAUUCGCUACGGCAAAAAAAACAUCACCAUUCGCCAGCUGCUCUCCCACAGAGCCGGCCUGCACCGCGCCCUGCCCGUGAAUCUCACGCUCUCCAAGCUGACAGACUACGCCGCGAUGAUCGGCGUCAUCGAGGACGCCGCCCCCGCGACAGUCCCGGGCCUCGUCGGCCGGUACGCCUACCUCACCUACGGCUGGGCAGUCAGUGAGUUGGUUGCGUCCGUUGCAUGCACCCCCGUCGAGGACUUCAUCCUUGACAAAAUGCUCCGGCCGUUCGGCCUGGAGAACUCGAUUUUCCUCCCCGUCCCCGAGGACGGCCUCUUCGGCGAGAAGCUCGAAGAUUCAGACACACGAAACACCGCCCCGAAGGCAGACGAUGCAAAGACUCUGACGCCCGCGGGGGCGGAGUCCGCGGCGCGGCCGAGCUCACGGGGCGCGCAGCACGAGGCGCCCAAAAAUCCUGAGAAAGAACAAGGAGGUGGGGGGAGCCUCUCUGCAGCGUCGGCUGUUUCCGCGUUCUCCUCCUUCACCAAGAGCCUCGCGAGCGGGCAACAGCUGCUCACGGAGCGCCUGGGUCAGAGGUUCUUACGAAGGGAAGACUCAAGUGCCUCCGGCGCGAGGUCUCUCGACGGAGAGAGGAAGGGGGGAGACGAAGGCGGUUCCGAGCCGCAAGCUGGAACAGCGGAGGGAGAUGCGAAGCAGAGAGAACAAGGUGGAGCAGCAGACAGCCGAGAAAUGACCGUGCAAGGUCCACGACUGGAGUCUCCGCGCCCAAGGCCGUUGCGGCCCAGCGCCUGUUGCCAGGAUGGGGAUGCGUCCGAGGUCUGUGCCUCAGCCCCGUCGCCACCUGGAGACGGCGCGGCAGGCGGUGCUGCAGACGAUGGACUCUUUCCAGCGGCUCGGUCUGCGCCGCUCUCCGCGUACGGCUCGCCCCUCGGCUCGCCCUGUGCACAAAGCGUGACUUUGGAGGGUGGCAGAGACUUCGAAGAGCUUGCCGUGCCCAAGAGAGAGCAGCCUCGCGACUCCAGUCCCGCUGCUUCACUGUUCUCACGGCGCGUCUCUGCCCUCGCGUCCUCGUUUCGCAGUCUUCUCCGAUCCAGGCGACCCGGGAGCACCGAACAACCUGGCAAGAGCUUGUCGUGUGACGAGGGCGAGGCGAAGAGAGGCGUCGGUUGCGACGAGAAGGUGGAGAAGAAAAGCGAGCAAACAGUCGGAGGCGCGUCUGCGAAGUGGUGUACAGACAGGUCGCACACCUCGGAGAAAGCCGGGUGGGCGAGAGCGACAGGCUUGCGGGACAGAGCGACAUCUGGUAAAAGCCGGAGCUUUUUUUUCAAGGCGAAAAGUGAGAAGCAGGGCAGAGGUCUGUCUGUGAUUCUGCAUGCGCCAGAGUCGCCAGCGUCCCCGGAUGAUGCGGAGGCAGGAAGCGUUCUCUUGUACCACGGCGAUCCCGGGGGUGCGUCUCGGGAGGGGAGUCUCUCCGGAGAGCAUGACGUUCAGGCUCCUCUCACAGAUUCCAGAAAAGGGGACGAAGGCGCGCUAAAGAGGUACCGACGAGGCACCUCUGCAUGCACCCUGGACUCGAGCGUCGCCUCCACGGCGACCAAGGCAGGGAUAUUGGAGGACGAGAGCGACCGACGCAGUGCGUACUACUCCGUCUCUUCAGAGGACUGCGAGAGCUGCUGCUGUACGUCUUCGCGGAGGCCCUCCUCAGACAGCAGAGCUGACGUUCUGUGUACGGAGCGUCCGGGCGACGAGUCAGCGUCAGGCAAUAACGCCAGCACAUCUUCGCUGCAUGCAGAAUUCAGCAGCCAAAGGGCGGAAGCGAAGGGGAACGAGGUCUCGCAUUGCGGCGAGGUCCUCGACGCUCGUCUCGAGUUUUCGAGUGUCGACAGCGAAGGAAAGUCGAAGGCGUCUGACCCAGCAGGAGGCGCGACCGGAGGAGGGUCGCCGUGUCUCGGCCCAUCUGCGUCGGAUUCCGCCGCCUCCACGAGCACUGGCAAACAAAUGCCAGCGUGCAAAACUCAAGACAUACCCUCGACUUCAUCUCCCUUUUCAGAGGAGCUUUCGUCUUCUCUUCCUUCGUCUCUGCGGUCGUCAGCGUCUUCGUUGUCCACGCAGAGGGUGAGUGCCGAGGGGCUCUCGAAGGAAGACACUCUGGAGACCCGCGCGCGGUUUCCGCCAAGUGUCUGUACAGUGACGGCGAAGACGCCGCUUUUCUGGCGCAUCACGUCGGCGCGGCGGCGGAUCUCGUUCGGCAAUGUGACUCAGCAGGAAGUCAUGGAGAAGCUGCAGGCGGCGAAGAAGUACGCGGAGGCUCAGUUUGGCGACAAGGACGCCGAGGAGCAGAAGGAGCUCGCGACCAACCGGGCGCGACAGAGACAACGCCUUCACAAGGAGCGAGCUCUGCGGAAGCUACGUCGAGCUCGACCUGCGGGCGCGGGGGGCGAGGUGUGGAGGCGAGAGGUGGAGGGUCGAGGGGGGGAACCAGUCUCGAGCGAGGCCGCACGGGCGUCGGACGCGGAACAAAUGGCAAGAAACUCCAGGCGACGCAGUGGCGGACGCCGGAGACACGAUGACUCGUCGGGGAUGGGCCGGGCCGAGAGCGGAAACCGACUCGAGCGGCAGCGGCGUCGCUCGUCCGGUGAGGUCGACAGCGACGGCGUGAGUCCUCGUGAGAGACUCGGUGGGGAGGAAUUAGUGCUCCGGCGUCGGAGAGGAGACGAGAAGAUUAGCGGCGAGGGAAGAGAGUCGCGGCGAGACUUGCAGAGGGCGCGUCCCUCGGACCGUCGGGAGUCACAGAGACACUCGCCGUCGCUGAACGACUCCAAGAUGCGGAAUGAGGGUCGACAGCAGUCUCUGCUAUCUCCGGCGACGGCUUUGUCUGUUCUCUCGUCUCGAGUGUCGUCGCGAAGAGGUUCUUCGUCGGGGAGGAGUUCCGGUUCCAGAGACGACGACUUCCCGCAUCUUCCCUUCGGAGACAGCCUCUUGCUGUCCUCUCGGUCGCCGAGUCUCAGCGGCGAAGAGAAGGCCGCCGCUGGUGCCUUGGAUAGUGGAUUGCGGGCGCCUCAGCCGGCUGCGGCGCCUGUCUCUUUGUCGCCGCAGGUCCAGGGCGAGGCGCCGGUUCCGCGCGUCUCUGCGGUGGACUUGAUCAGGAAGAAGCCGCAUGUGAUGGAUCCGCUGCUGUACGACAGUCGACGCAUCUUAUGCAAGCGUGUGCCGCCCACGAACGGACGCUUCACUGCAUGUGGACUCGCUCGGCUGUACGCGGCGAUCGCGGCCGGGGAGCUUCUCGACGGCCCGACCUUGGAGGCGGCGCGGACGCCCGCGACCGUCGACGACAGUUUGGAGACGCUUCUGCUCACGGGGGGCGGCAGCCGCGUCUGGGGUCUCGGCUACCAGCUGUACGAGUGCUCAAAGGUCGACGCGAACCAUCUGGCGCUGCCGCCCCCGCCCUCGCCCGGCAGCUUGAUGCGACUCCGCGCCGCCCAGUCCUUCUCUCGGAGACAGUCGCUCCACCCUUCUUCGGCCGUCGCCGCUGCCCGAUUCCUCAGAUGUCAGUACUCCGGAGAGGCCCCAGCAGGAGGUGUCUCUCCAGUGGCUGCUGGAUUUGCUGGAGCGAGUUCGACGGCGCCGACGGUCGGCCAUUCGAGCAGUUUGGGGAUCCAACCGCCACAGGAGGUCGGAAGAGACGCGCAUGCAGAAGGAGGUGUCGUGGGGGCGCGGAGCCCGCGAGCCGGGGGGGUUGGAAGGCCGCGCAUGCUGUCUCCGUGCAGAAGAGACGACAGGCGAACAGUCACCGGCUUCGGCCACGGUGACUUCGGCGGUAGCGUCGCUCUUUGCUUUCCAGAACUCAACCUCUCCAUUGCCAUCCUCGUCAACGACGUCCUCACAGGUCCUCAGGCCUCGAGAGAAAUCUUGGAGUUUCUUUUGAGGAAGUUCGGACUCGAACCCCGGUGGACGACUGCCGUCGAUUUCGAGGAGGUUCUCGCCAACCUGACCCCGAAGCCGGAGCGGUCAAAGUGAAGAGAUUUUUUCCAAGUGAAGCUUUCCUGUCUUAUCAACGGACCUACGUCUGUACUCGUGUACACAUACCUCGACACGUCAAAGUAUCCACCUGUGUAUGUACACGUGGGUACGCAUGCUCACAAACCUCUACUCGUCUGUGUCUCUUUGUUCGUUUGUAUCCCUGUCCUUUCCUCUCUCGGUGUAGAUACACCUGUGCGUGUGUGAGGUUUGGGGGCUGAGUUUCCAGGGAAGAUCCAAGCAGCUUGGUACACGCGUUUGCCCUCAGUGACAGUUGACGGGGUUUCUCAGAGUCUUCGUCUUUGAAGGGGCAUUUCGAGCCUGUUCGCUCAGAGCAAAGCGUGCGAAGGUGGAGACGCUGAGGCGAUCCCCCGUUUUGCUUCAAUCUUUGAUGAUUUGGGGAAAAUGAAGGAACCAGAUCUGCAUCUUUGCGCAGCUGCGUCUGGCGGGCAUCCUUGCCGCAUUUGAAGCGUCAAGGAGCUCCAUGAAACUGCGUUUUUCCGUGCACGCAGCGACAUAGAGACCCGCAUAUAUAUAUAUAUAUAUAUAUAUAUAUAUAUGUAUAUAUAUAUAUAUAUAUGUAUAUAUAUAUAUAUGUAUAUAUGUAUAUAUAUAUAUAUAUAUAUGAGGGAUAGGAGCCGGCGACGUGGCAUUUUCCGUUGUAGCUCGGACUCCUGCUUGCAUGGACGAGGUCAAUUUGGGUGGAGUUCUGCUCCAGGUGUUUGAGACACUUAAGUGGAGCUGGGGACUGGUAUCAGGUGUCCAGUUCGCGAGCUGUUCGGAUCUCUCUCUUCCGGGCUUCUCUUGACACCCUGGGUGAAGCUCUGCCCCCAAAGUCACAGAAACUCGCCUUUUCAGCAGCCGUCCUUUUUGCCAUGGGAUGCCGUUUUUUACGUUUUCAAAGUAGGCCCACGGCGAGUGCUGAACCGAGAGAGAAGGGACGCAACUCACUUCACAGUCGAGCCCCCCAAAACAUAUCGAGAUGCUGAGUUCUCGGAAAGAACAUGCGCUCCCCUGAUGAUCGGGUGUACGUACACCUGAACUUGAAGUAGAAGGGGCACGGAAGGCUGGAGGGAGAGAAAAAGGUGACUCUCCGUUUCCUGAAACUCAAUCGUUUUUGAGAUCCGCAGUUCUGCUGCAACUGGCAUCCCCUUACGUUGCUUCGGUCACACGGCGAAGCCAAAAGGUGCUUCUUUCGACUUCCGAGGUGUCUAGACACCUCGCGACAAAGACACGCAGCUCUCUGGAACGCAAAAGGUCGGCUCGCAGGCCCACACGGGCGAUUUCAUUUUCGUUUUCUGGAGCGCGUUCCGCGAAGAAACUCAAGUGUUGUCCCUAGGAAGGAACUGAGCACCUUUUCCCCCAUCACGAGUUGUUCGGGUGCGUUUGCUAGCGCUCAACAUUCAGUUCGACAAGUGGCAACAGGAUGGGAAUGUAGGAUGAAGCUGUACUUACACACUUCUACCAGGGAACUGUUGCCUUCGAGAACGAGUAAACCAGGCAUCCAACUCUUAAAAGGGUACUCAGUUAGGAUGAGGUUUGAUAUGCUGACGCAGCCUGUCUGUUCUGAAUUCGGUACUCACAUCCAAGCGGAGGUUAAAUGACUACAGAAAACUUGACCGAUGUGGAGUCACCUCCACGCCGUUACCCUU
Messenger RNA from Toxoplasma gondii ME49, 9328 nucleotides. RefSeq names its product ABC1 family protein. The transcript is spliced from 2 exons. NCBI's taxonomy places the organism in Eukaryota, Apicomplexa, Conoidasida, Eucoccidiorida, Sarcocystidae. Bases 1974 to 7676 code for a protein of 1900 amino acids. The record is from RefSeq and is a predicted model, not a curated record.